This is a messenger RNA of Rotaria sp. Silwood2, 1116 nucleotides long. The record is from the annotation of a GenBank genome assembly. NCBI's taxonomy places the organism in Eukaryota, Metazoa, Rotifera, Eurotatoria, Philodinida, Philodinidae.
AUGACGUGGAAUUCAGGUUGUAGUAUUGCAUCCGAUGAUGAAAAUUCAAGACAUAGUUUCUUGUCCGAUUGUGAUUCGGAAUUUGACUUACGACCACCACCUCGAUAUCCAGCCGAAAAACGAUCAUAUUCACCAUUAAAGAAACAAUCAGUCAAUAGAAUAGAACCUCCAAUGACAAGAUCAAGAGCAAAAGCAAUUGGAAAAACAAUAAUUGCGUCAGAGCCAUUACCUAAGCAACGGCGUCAAUCAACAUUACGACGUAGUAUUGAUGCAUUUACUGGAAUGGCUACAACAUUAACGAAUAGUUUAAAUAAUAAUUCAAUUUUAUUUUCAAAACAAGAACCAACAACAUCAUCUAAUGAUAGAACACCCAAUUCUCCAUUGGAUGGUGUUAAUAUAUUAGCUGACAGAUUCGAAAGUUGUAGUUUAGAUGAAGGAAAAUUGAACAAAAAUUGUUUGUGGCCAAGCCGUGAAACUAAUAGUCAUUAUAUGCGUCCAAUACCUUCUCAAUGUCGAACGAAUAUAUUUGGUGCUAAUCCAUUUUCAACAUUAAAUAAUUCCUCUUCAUUUGCUCAAUCUUCAACAUCAAUUCUAUUCGGUCAACGACAAGCUCAAUUAUGGUCACGUUUUCGUUUUGCUGCUUCAACUCUUCGUAAUAAUUUAUGGCUUGAACAAACUGAUUCAACUUUACAACAAGUUCCAUCAAAUAUAUUUUCAACUAAUUUCAAUAAUAAUAAUAAUCCAAUUAAUUUUAAUAAUCAAUCGUCAAUGUUAUUAUCUCCACAAACCGUACCGACUAGAUUAAUGACUUUCGAAAAUAAAACAUCAUCAUCAUUGAUUGAAGAACCAUCGCCAUCUUCAAUUUUUAGACAACGUAAAAUUCCACUAACAACUGAUUCUAUACCGUCUACUCCUACAAAGGAAAAUGUUAUUGUUCAACAAUCGUCGAUAUCAAAAAUUUUCUUUACAUUAACAAUUUUUGCCAUUGGUCUUGUGCUUGGUUAUUUAUUAACAAAUACAUUACCGCCUCGUCUGGUUUGGGAAAUAUGUGUUAAAUAUUUCCAUAUUUUAUGUGUUUAUCUUCAAAAUCUAAUGAAAUACUUUGUGUCUUUUUGA